Molecule: messenger RNA, 3628 nt
Organism: Menidia menidia (Atlantic silverside)
Lineage: Eukaryota; Metazoa; Chordata; Actinopteri; Atheriniformes; Atherinopsidae
Source: the annotation of a GenBank genome assembly
AAGGCACUGUUAAUCUUCUAUCACCAUUAUCCGUGAUAUCAACGAAGCCAUAAACUACAAUACCCACAACAGUGGCGCACUAUGUUUACGCUGCCGAUAGCAGAUGACAGUGGCUGCUGCUGAGCUUCGGAGAAUAAAGCGCACGCCGCGGCUCGGAGAAUACCGUGUGUUUCCAAUAUACUUUUAACAUACUGCCUAGAUAGGCGCUCUUCUCCUCGCUAAAUUGACCUUUUUGCUUUUGGAGAGGACGCCUACCGGAAGCUUCUCCCAGGCCGCUGCUUAGAGGAGUCGCAGACCGUUAGCCGCUAGCUCAUCCGGAGACGGGAUGUGUAUUAAUCCAAACGGGAGUAGCCGCACGAGCCGGUAGCAGCAGUCAGUCACACCCUUGUCUGGAGACAGUGAGGGGGCUCUGUGCGCGGAGCAAUUUGCAACAACUCUUUAAGGCAAUUCGAUGUUUUUUUUACGCCUAACUUAGCCCCAGGCUGCUGAAUUGUAGACUAUUGAGACCAGUUUGACUUAACUGGGAAGUGUGGACUUGAAUAUGACUGACUCAUCGUCAUGGAACGGACAGAGAAGAUAACCCUCAUCAGCCUGUCUGCUGCAGUGCCAACCAGACAGUCGCGCAACUAGGUGGACAGUGAAACUAUUUUGUACACUAAUUCGUCUUUGUUUUGGACGUUUUUUCUUAUUUUCUCGGUAUCAACGCGGCGUUAUGAAUGCCCCAAUGUACACUUUUGUUUCCCGUGACGACAACAGCACGGUCUAUGCAGAAGUCUCCAAAAUCCUCCUUUCAACUGGACAGUGGAAGAGGCUGAAAAGAGACAACCCGAGGUUCAACCUGAUGCUCGGUGAACGGAACAGGUUACCCUUUGGACGUUUAGGCCACGAACCAGGACUGGUUCAGCUGGUGAAUUACUACAGAGGGGCAGACAGGCUUUGCAGAAAGGCGUCACUGGUCAAGUUAAUAAAGACUAGCCCGGAGCUGUCUGAUUCCUGCAACUGGUUUCCAGAAUCCUACAUAAUCUAUCCAACUAACCUCAACACCCCAGUUGCUCCAGCUACGAACGGGAUCAGCCAUCUGAAGAGCAAUCCCAAAACAGAUGAGCGGGAGGUCUUCUUGGCUUCAUAUCACACUAAAAAAGAAAGUGGGGAGGGAACAGUGUGGAUAGCCAAAUCUUCUGCUGGAGCUAAAGGUGCUGGUAUUCUGAUAUCCCACGAUGCUAACCAGCUGCUGCAGUACAUUGACAAUCAGGGUCAGGUGCAUGUCAUCCAAAAGUACCUGGAGAGACCUCUGCUGCUGGAGCCGGGCCACCGGAAGUUCGACAUCAGGAGCUGGGUCUUGGUGGACCAGCAGUACAACAUCUACUUGUACCGAGAGGGAGUUCUGCGGACCUCGUCGGAGCCCUACAACAGCGGCGACCUCCAGGACAUGACCAGCCACCUGACCAACCACUGCAUCCAGAAGGAGCACUCGCAGAACUACGGGCGCUACGAGGAGGGCAACGAGAUGUUCUUCGACGAGUUCAGGCUUUACAUGCUGAACACUCACAACGUCACCCUGGAGACCACCAUAUUACCUCAAAUCAAGCACAUCAUAAAAAGCUGUCUUUCGUGCAUUGAGUCUACAAUCAGCACCAAGCACCUCUCCUACCAGAGCUUUCAGCUGUUUGGAUUUGAUUUCAUGGUGGACGAAAGCUUCAAAGUGUGGCUGAUUGAGAUCAAUGGAGCGCCGGCCUGUGCACAAAAACUGUACCCGGAGCUGUGUCAGGGCAUCGUGGACGUGGCCGUAUCCAGCGUCUUCACUCUGAGCAGCGGCAGUGAGUCCUCCUCUGCCUCCUCCUCCCCUUACUCCUCUUCCCCAUCCUCGCUGUUCACCACCAACUCCUGCUCCUCUCCCAAACUGCGGGGGCCUCUUCACGUGGGUCCUUUCACUCGACUGUGAGCCCAGGCUCCCAAACUCCACCCGGCUGAGACGGUCUUCUCGCCUGAUCUUUCUCACCCGGAGGGGCAACUUUCUCUUCAAGAAAAAAUCCCCAAAUCUCUCCGAUCAUGCGUAUUGUGAACCUGUUCAACUGUCCACUGAAGUUUGAGGGAAUUUCUGAUCAAGAACAGUUCUGUUGCAUCCCCUCCCUUCCCCCCUUAACAUGUUAACGGAGGUGUAGAACAAGCCGAGGAACUCCAACUAAGACAGUAGUGCCUUACAUUUCCAACCAUGCUCUCGUAAGCUCUCUGCCAGAUAGCUUCUCGUGUUAUUCAUUUACCCGUCUUCUAAGAGCUCUUGCACUGUCGCUCAGCUAAAUGAACACCACCGAGGUCAGUGGAGAAUGACGACUGACAUUUCAGUUCUCAACUUGAACUUGUAGAACUGAGUGCUAUUUUCUCAUCAGACACUUUUUUAUUUUCUAUUUAUUAAAACACUUUUUGUAGCCCACCUGCAGCUACCAGAAUGAGUUUGAAAUUAGUUUAAAAAACAAAACUAUAGACUGACAUGCUGAUACCAAGAGCCUGAUGUGACGAGACUCUCAAAUUGUCAGUAACAUUCCUCUUAACUUGACCAUGCGGACAUAUUAUUUACAUUCAGCUGGUUUGCAAUAGUGAGCGAAGAAGCUGAUCAAGAAAACCCAGAUUUAAGUCCAGGCUUCCAGUGUCCCCGACUUCUCAAGAGAGAGAAACAAGGCAGGCGGGAUGGGGGUCAUUUUUAGGUGCAUCAGCCUUUGAUACAGUGUUAUGUACCAAGUUAUCAUGACUGUAGUUUUGUUUUAACAUUUAUUUAUCAGUUUUUCUUGACGUUGUAAAGCCCUCACAGCUUGUUCUGCUGUGGAGAACUGCCCUGUAGCUCUGCCUUUUAUUUCCGAUGUACUGUCGUAGUGACAUGUAGUGACAAAUUAUGUUUUUGAAGUGUUGAAACGAAAGUAGAAUAGAUUGCGCGGAAUGUCUUAUAGGUUAUUUAAAGUAUUUUAGAACCCCGUGGAAACAACUGGCCUGACACAACAAACUUUUGUCAGCAAGGCCGGGAAUAUGCUUCCUGUUAUGCUCAUGUUUGCACGGCUAUGUUGGUUACCUCCUUUAUCCUGUGGUCGUUAGGGUUAGAAUGAGUUUAACACUACAACAUAACUAAGACGAUGUGGAGGUGACGGGUACCUGGAAUAACAUCUAACAUACAGGAGCUGGAGCUUUUUUUUUUCUUUUGCCAGAUUUGAUCCCAGUAUUAUCUACAUAUUAACUUUUUUUAAUUUGCCGCCAUGUUCUUUGUUUACAUCUGACAAAAACGACAAAAAAAAUCGGUUAAAGGCCCACUUAAAGUUAAAGACCCAGUUCUCAGGAAAGUGUCUGAGCAAUUUCAUGCACGACAAAAAUGUUUUCCCUUGGGGGCUCAAUGAUUUAAAAAGAAAGAAAGAAGAAAAGUGACAAUUUCGGCUUAAAAAAAAAAAAACAAGAGCUGGAAACCAAAAAGUGCAACUGCCUUUGAUACUUGUUACACUGGUGUAGUUGGGGAUGAAUUCGUCGUCACCCUUUCAUGUUGUGUUUUUCUUUGUUUCGUCGGGCCCUUCAAUAUUGCCCCUUUUUAUUUCUGUCAUAUCAGCUGAAUGUCUUUGGGAGGGAAACCAGACCUCAGCGUUGUAGCACC